Drosophila mauritiana is the source of this 896-nucleotide messenger RNA. Its product is annotated as proline-rich protein HaeIII subfamily 1. Lineage: Eukaryota; Metazoa; Arthropoda; Insecta; Diptera; Drosophilidae. The transcript has a single exon. The coding region runs from base 16 to 735 and encodes 239 amino acids. The record is from RefSeq and is a predicted model, not a curated record.
CCUUGUCGCAUCUGUAUGUUUUCGUCGACUUAUCAAAGUCAACGCACGCGCUGGCUAUUUGAAUUGUCUGAACGGGAACGGGACAAGGUAUUGUGUGAGCAAGAUUUAGUCAUACCCGUGAGCUUAGAUCAAACGAACGUUGUGCGAUUAAACGGAGAAAUGAAGAGCUGUGCGGCGAUUGGAGUCCUCCUGGUACUGCUACUCCAGUACGAAGUGGUCCGAACGGACAGCGAUAGCAGCGACAGCAGCAGCAGCAGUGGAGAGAAGAAGCACAAGCACUCCAAGACGGAGCACAAGUACAAUUAUCCUGCAUAUCCCAGUCCGGGCUAUCUUCCGUAUCCACAUAUGGGAGGCUAUCCUACAUAUCCCUACAAUCCGUACAUGCAGUAUCCUCCUUAUGCUCAAAUGGGAGGCUAUCCUUCAUAUCCCUAUAAUCCGUACAUGGCCCCACCACCACCACCACCGCCACAGCCGCAACAAGCUCCGCCACCACCAAUGUAUCCACCCGGCCCGUCCGGAUAUCCAGGCGGCUAUCCACCGCAGGGGGGUCCCGGACAGAAUCCCGGUAACAACCCAAAUGCGAUCCCCAAUCAGCCUCAGCCGCAGCAGCCUGCUAGCGGCCCGGGAUCAGGGCCUGCUCCGAACUAUCCUCCAGGCGGCUCGAGCGUUAUUAAUCACUCCCUUAAGGUCAACAAAGAAUACAACGAGGACGGUCACCACAAAUCUUCAACGUAGUCGCAGUCGAGAUACAAUGUUACAUGAAACUUUAAACGUCGGAUUGGGCCUCAAGUUUCAAGUCGGCCUUCAAUACAAUGUAGAAAUGUCGAAUUAAUUUAAACAGUACUUGAAAUAUCACAGUCUUUGAUUAAAUAAAAGAAAGAAAUGUUCUCUUAACA